UUCCCCCCUGUACGCCGUUGAAAUGUUAUAUCAUUACGGUCUUCUUACUCUCACUCAUCAGUGUACUUUCCACUAAGUCAAGGAACGUUUCAUUUAUCAUAGAUACUUGAGAUUGCAUAUAUCCGACAACAUACUCUGAAUCAGGUUUAUCAACUACAUGAAGCCAUACGCCUGCACCGAACAUGACCAGGGUUUUUGGACACAGGCAGAUGUGAAUGAACACUUACGAAAGCAACAUACUAGCUUCAUUAAACGACCCGCAAGGCUAGGCAUUCCCGAUAGCCAUGGGCACCUCUGGUAUUGUUUUGGAUGCGAAAGUCAAUUUAAUGACCAUCGAAGCUACGGCUCAGAUAAAGCAAUGUUCGAUCACCUCAGGAGGAGCCAUAGCGACGUUACGUAUUCUAUCAGACGCAGGUCACGCGACGAAUUCCUCGUAUGAUAUGUUGCUAUUAUAUGGAGUAUCAUUGUUUUUGAAUGGCUUUUGCCGUUGAAGCAUGCUUCUAAAUGGUUGCAAAGUUGAUUGGGUCCUCCCGACGAAAUUCGGACUGUUUCAUCAGACUGGCAGAUGAAGCUAUUCGCAUGUCAUUUAUAUUGUCUGGUUUUCUUAUUCAGAAGCACCGAUGAGGCUGGGAACCUACUACGGGCGAGGCUCAGAAUUGUAUUAUUAAAGCGCACUGAAUUCGUCGUCAUUGUAAUAUCGAUCAAGGAUUCAUCUAUUACCCAGCGAAUUCAUUUUAAUAUAGAAAAUAAUUUGAAAACUUGUC
Aspergillus pseudotamarii is the source of this 764-nucleotide messenger RNA. RefSeq lists its product as uncharacterized. NCBI's taxonomy places the organism in Eukaryota, Fungi, Ascomycota, Eurotiomycetes, Eurotiales, Aspergillaceae. The transcript has a single exon. The record is from RefSeq and is a predicted model, not a curated record. Bases 158 to 439 code for a protein of 93 amino acids.